GGUGUCUAGAGCAUCCAAACAAUAGGACAAUAUUCAUUCAGCAUUCACAGCUUGGUUACAAUUCAUAUCCUCAUAAGACUACAUCUGCUUCUUCCAUCUUACAUCCACAUCACAUUACCCUCCACACAAACAAAUAACACACACACACAAUGGACUCAUCAUCACCCCAAGAAACCCCAGCUAUUCCUUCCCUCAAUCUGAUGGACCUCCCCACGGAACUCCAUCUACACAUCUCCACAUUCCUCCCAUACCCAGAUGCACUAGCAUUGAAACACACCUGUCGCCAUUUCUACUCUCUCGUCUACACCGGGGUGCACCUCAAAGUCGACUGGUUUGUCGAGCGCUUUUCCCAGAAACUCGAUUGUCCGAUGGAGAAAUGCUCGUUCCGGACGGACGAGGCUUUCUGUAAUAAGACGAUUCGAAUGAUCAUGGAGCGCAGAAGACGGCAUCUGGAGUGUAGGGCACAGCCGGGUGGGUGUUUGGUCAUUGAGGGGAGGACUUGUCAGAAGGAUCUGAUUCCGUUGUGGAUGAAGAAACGUGGUCGUUGGGAGAUGAUUAGAUCUUUUGGAAAUGAAGCUUUGAUUCAUGGGCUUAUCUUUCUCUGUGUCUUUUUGCUUUGGAAUAUGAGUGCAAGGUGUGUGCCUUAUCGGUUUAAGAAUGAGCUUGAGCCGAAAUAACUCUGUCAGGCUACUAAACCGCGCGAUGGUGACA
Molecule: messenger RNA, 711 nt
Organism: Aspergillus piperis CBS 112811
Lineage: Eukaryota; Fungi; Ascomycota; Eurotiomycetes; Eurotiales; Aspergillaceae
Exons: 2
Coding region: 150-677 (175 amino acids)
Molecular function (GO): protein binding
Source: RefSeq, a predicted model, not a curated record